This is a messenger RNA of Elephantulus edwardii (Cape elephant shrew), 1363 nucleotides long. RefSeq names its product protein tyrosine phosphatase-like A domain containing 1 (gene HACD3). The transcript has 11 exons. Lineage: Eukaryota; Metazoa; Chordata; Mammalia; Macroscelidea; Macroscelididae. Gene Ontology annotation, molecular function: 3-hydroxyacyl-CoA dehydratase activity. Gene Ontology annotation, cellular component: endoplasmic reticulum membrane. Gene Ontology annotation, biological process: fatty acid elongation; sphingolipid biosynthetic process; very long-chain fatty acid biosynthetic process. Bases 152 to 1240 code for a protein of 362 amino acids. The record is from RefSeq and is a predicted model, not a curated record.
CAGGCGCGGCUCGCAGGCGUGGAGCGUCCGAGGCUGCCCAGCUGCAGGCGCUCAGAAGCGCUGGGGUCUGCGGCCUGCGCUAGACCGACCCCUGCCACACCCCGAGGCCGCACAGCGAGCCCAGUCUCCUGGCGCCCCGGGCUGUGUGGCCAUGGAGAACCAGGUGCUGACACCACACGUCUACUGGGCUCAACGACACCGCGAGCUGUAUCUACGCGUGGAGCUGAGUGACGUGCAGAAUCCUGCCAUCAGCAUCACCGAAAAUGUGCUGCAUUUCAAAGCUCAGGGACAUGGUGCCAAAGGAGAUAAUGUCUAUGAAUUUCACCUGGAGUUCUUAGACCCUGUGAAACCAGAGCCUGUCCACAAACUGACCCAGAGACAGGUAAAUAUAACGGUACAGAAGAAGGCGAGCCAGUGGUGGGAGAGGCUCACCAAGCAGGAGAAGCGCCCACUGUUUUUGGCCCCUGACUUUGAUCGCUGGUUGGAUGAGUCUGAUGCGGAAAUGGAGCUCAGAGCCAAGGAAGAAGAACGCCUAAAUAAACUCAGAAUGGAAAGAGAAGGCUCCCCUGAAACUUUUGCAAGCAUGAAGAAAGGAUACCUGUUCAUGUAUAAUCUUGUCCAGUUCUUGGGAUUCUCCUGGAUCUUUGUCAACCUGACUGUGCGAUUCUUUAUCUUGGGAAAAGAGUCCUUCUAUGACACAUUUCACACCGUGGCUGACAUGAUGUAUUUCUGCCAGAUGCUGGCAGCUGUGGAAACUAUCAAUGCAGCAAUCGGAGUCACUAAGUCACCAGUGAUGCCUUCUCUUAUUCAGCUUCUUGGAAGAAAUUUCAUUUUGUUUAUUAUCUUUGGCACACUGGAAGAAAUGCAAAACACAGCUGUCGUUUUCUUUGUGUUUUACCUGUGGAGUACAAUUGAAGUUUUCAGGUACCCCUUCUACAUGCUUGCCUGCAUUGACAUGGACUGGAAGGUGCUCACAUGGCUUCGUUACUCUGUGUGGAUACCCCUGUAUCCUCUCGGCUGUUUGGCAGAAGCUGUCUCAGUGAUCCAGUCCAUUCCAGUAUUCAAUGAAACAGGGCGAUUCAGUUUCACAUUGCCAUAUCCAGUGAAAAUCAAAGUUAGAUUUUCCUUUUUUCUUCAGAUUUAUCUUAUCAUGUUAUUUUUAGGGCUGUACAUAAAUUUCCGUCACCUCUAUAAACAGCGUCGGCGGCGCUAUGGACAUAAGAAGAAAAAGACCCACUAAGAAGAGAUGUGGAUGGCUUAUCACUUUGAGGCCUAUCUAUGAGUCUUACAAUUUUACCUUCUUGUACUGAAGUAAAAGGAUUUUUUUUUAAAGUUAAGUGAUUACAUUCACAUUGAGGCUCUC